AUGGGGCAUGUAAGCGGCACUGCGUCAACUCAAUCGUCGGAAAAAGCUUCAGGAAAGGUAGAUAAGAUCCAAACUCUGUUUGUGCAGAACAUUCCUCCUAGGUAUCAUUGGAGUGGACUGAGACAAUUAUUCGGUAGGCAUGGAGAUGUUGUCAGCUCUUACAUAGCUAGGAAGAAUGACAGAUUGGGGAAGCGAUUUGGUUUUGUUAGAUUCUCAAAAAAAGAAGAUACAGAGAGAGCGAUGCAAAGACUCAAUGGAUUUUGGUUGUUCGGAUAUCGACUUUCAGUGAAGGAAGCAAGGUAUAGAGCAAAAAAUUCAAGCGGAGACUUGAAUAGUCCUGCCAAUUCCAAUACAGUCAUAAGGGUACCUAACGAUAAAAGUAUUGCGGAAGAAGUUUCUGAGACACUGACAAGAAGGAGGAGCAGGUCCAUACAAGGAGUUAUUGAUGAUGAGGUUGUUCGAAAGUUGCAGAAAUGCCUCGUAGGUACUAUGGCAACGGUAUGUUCUUCGACUCAGGUGGUUGACAGAUUACGUGUAGGGGGCUUGGGAGAGGUUAGGAUUAAGUUUAUGGGAGGAAGAGAUUUCCUUUUAGAAUUCGUGGACGAAGAGCUUUAUACGUUUAUGAAAGAGCAUAAUUGGUCAUUCUUACGGGAAGUUUUCCUGGAAGUUAAUCCUUGGACAGAAUCAUACAGAGCGUCUGAAAGGGUAACCUGGAUCAAAUUAAUAGGUGUGCCAUUACACUGUUGGAACCAUAACACGUUCAAAAGGAUUUCUGAGCUAUGGGGGGAAUGUUUGGCGAUGGGAGAAAAUGCUCUUCAGGAAUCGGGUUGUGAGGAGAUGACUAUCUUGAUAGCAACUAGAAGAAAGGAAUUGAUUGAUGAGGUGGUUGAUUUGGAGGCAGGAAGGGAUGUUUUUAAAAUAAGAGUUGUGGAACAGACUACUAGUAGAGGUGAUACGUGCAGUCACAAGAAAAAAAGCAAAAGUCAAUUUAGUCACCGAUGA
Messenger RNA from Hibiscus syriacus, 1002 nucleotides. RefSeq lists its product as uncharacterized. NCBI's taxonomy places the organism in Eukaryota, Viridiplantae, Streptophyta, Magnoliopsida, Malvales, Malvaceae. The transcript has a single exon. Gene Ontology annotation, molecular function: RNA binding. The record is from RefSeq and is a predicted model, not a curated record. The coding region runs from base 1 to 1002 and encodes 333 amino acids.